Paramecium sonneborni is the source of this 1016-nucleotide messenger RNA. NCBI's taxonomy places the organism in Eukaryota, Ciliophora, Oligohymenophorea, Peniculida, Parameciidae. The record is from the annotation of a GenBank genome assembly.
AUAACUUUAAGAUGCUGUAAUAAGAAUAAAAAGAUAAAUUUAGAGAGCUUCUUUAAAGAAAGAAUUAAGAUAAAUUAUACUCAAGAUAUAAGAGAAUUGAAUCUGAAGCAAAAAUAUGUGAUUUAUCAUUCUCUGGUUCUAAAUUAAUUACUGCACAAGAUAUCGAUGUUGUGAUUUAUCAUUUUGAUUAAGAAAAGCUAAUUUAAAAUGAAACUAUCUAAAAUCUUCAUAAAUACUUAAUUUACUCAGUGUGUUUUAGCAAAUCCGGGAAUUGGUUCUUUACAGCAGGAUAUGAAACUAUAAUAAAAUUAUGGGAAAAAAAAGAUAACAAUUGGAAGUGCUCUUAAAUCCUUAAUAGUCAUAAGGACUCAGUUCUAAUUCUAUUAAUGACAACUGAUGAAAAAUAAUUAUUCUCUAGAAGUAGAGAUAAAACUAUUAAAAUUUGGGGAAAAUAAGAUGAAAUAUGGUAAUGCCAACGAACUAUUCAAGCUUCUUCUGGAAUUGUAGAGUCAUUAUGUAUUAAUCCAUAAAAUAAUAUGUUGUCUUUUGGAUGCAAAAAUAAUUUAUUAAUUUGGCAUAAUACUAUUUAAAACAAAUGGAGAAAGUAUUAAGCAAUAGUUUCAGCCCAUACCUAAUUGAUAGAAUCAGUUUGUUUUAUAUCUGAUGGUUCACAGCUAGCUUCUGGAGCAAAUGACAUUAAGCUGUGGAAGAUUUUUACAGAUAAUCUAUAAUAUCGAUUGACUCAAGUGAUUGCUCCUUUAGGCAAUGUAUCUAUAAUGGAAUUUAACGACAAACUAUAGUUUCUGUUUGCAGUUACAAAUAAAAAGUUUAUUUAAAUUUGGAAGGUAGAAGAUUAUAGCAAUCUAAAUCUUUAACAAACAAUUUAAGUAUAAAAGUCAGAAAUUUUUUAUGAGGAAGAUCAAUUUUAUGAGUCAAUUGGUGUUUCUGAAAAUGGAAAUUAUGUCAUUUUAAAAGAUAAUUACAAUGAUUAUUUAGAUAUUUGGUAAUUAAAGUGA